CGCUGCGCAUGUGAACAAUUCCUCUUCUCCACAGGCAGCAACGCAACGAAGUCGUGCAAUAUUGAAGCCUAGAAACAGCCGAGCUUUGUACUUGCAGCAGUGCUGCGUCCAGAACACACGACCCUUCAGGCACCAAUAACUACAACAACAACACCUCUCGGCGCAACACCAGCAGAACAGCUUACCAUGACACCCCUCAAAAUUUCAAUACCAACUGCACAAACCAAGACCCCGGAAAGCGGCAAACCCUACACAGAAUACACAAUCAAAAUCGACCAUCCCUUCCCGCGCGCAACAUCCUCCGUCUCAAAACGCUACACCGACUUCUCGAACCUCGAUUCUGCAUUACGCAAUGCCGUUGCUGCACCACCCGCCUCCCUCCCACCAAAAUCGUGGUCGCUUUUUGGACUAGGCAGUUCGCUUGGGUCGCCAGAGCAGGUUGAGAAGAGGCGGAAGGGCCUCGAGGAGUACCUGCGCGCGAUUGAGAAUAGCGAGGAUGCGCGGUGGAAGGCUGCGAAGCUGUACAGGGAGUUCUUGGGGCUCGAUGAUAGGGAGGGGAAGAGGGCGGCAGGGUUCCCAGGAAGUCAAUUUGGAAAGGAUCGAGUGAGGGAUAGUUCGGAUUGGCUGGACAAGCACGCCGAAGUCAAGAGCAGUUUGCAGGAUGCAAGGAGGUGGUUGACGGCGAGGGAACAGGCUACUGCAGCAAGUGCGCAGCAUGAUGCUGCUGCGAAUGCUAAGCGGAGUCUGUUGCGCGCCGAGUCUCUACUUGCUGCGCUGGAGGAGGGUCUGAGGAGACUGAGUGGGACAAGCGGCGAUGAGUGGAGCGGCGAGAAGCUGGGUGAUGGCGAGGUACGUCGGCGGAAAGAUAUGAUUAGCUCGAGUCGUAAGGAGCGCGACGGCCUGGAAAGCGUCCUGAACACCAUGGCCGCGAAAGCCGCACUCUCCGGGUCUGGCACCCUCUCUACACCCAGCACAUCCAGCGCCGCCGUCACCGCCGAGCAGAAAGCCGGGCUCUUCAAAGGUGCAUCGAAGCCCUCAGGCCGUCGAGUCCUCGGAGGCACACCCGUGGAGACCGAGCGCACGCGCGAGCUGGACAACGAGGGUGUGUUGCAGCUGCAGAAGCAGGUCAUGCAGGAGCAGGACGAAGAUCUUAUCGACUUGACGACGGUGGUGCAGCGCAUGCGGCAGAUGGGCGUUGCCAUCAACGAGGAGAUUGUGGAGCAGAAUGCGAUGCUAGGGCUGUUGGAAGAGGAUGUUGAGAGGGUGGAUGGCAAGAUACGGAUUGCGAAGAAGAGGGUGGAUAAGAUUCGCUGACUAGUGGUUUUGUUUUUGCUAGACUUCAGCAGAGCGUACAUUGCAAGGUGUCUGGCGCUAUUUGACUAUGGACAGCAUUGCAGCGAUGCUAGCACGCGAUCCUCAGAUCGAAUUUUUGCAAACCUUUGGGAAUUUGAACUCAACGGCGUUGCUCAUCAUCGCAGUUGUGUGGCUUGGUGUGGAGCCCUCCACGAGGGUGGGCUGCCGGUCAGCUUUCGUUCCUGCCGUUCCCACCCAGUCUCUGUUCAAUCGGUAGGUAGUUAAGUCUCGACGCCCAAACUACGGAGAAUGGUAAACCUGAUAGAUUCAAGCUCUGGUUGUGAGAUUCGCAGCCAAGUUCGCAAUGCCAUCUUCUGCGAACCAG
Messenger RNA from Didymella exigua CBS 183.55, 1678 nucleotides. RefSeq lists its product as uncharacterized. Bases 187 to 1314 code for a protein of 375 amino acids. The transcript has a single exon. NCBI's taxonomy places the organism in Eukaryota, Fungi, Ascomycota, Dothideomycetes, Pleosporales, Didymellaceae. Gene Ontology annotation, molecular function: phosphatidylinositol binding. The record is from RefSeq and is a predicted model, not a curated record.